UUCUUAGUCAUUUGCUUUUCUUCAGCUUCUUCUUAUUGUUUUUGUUAGACAUUUGCUUUUGCUCAUUCGCCUCACUCAUUAUCUCCCAAAAUCUCAUUUCCACGAUCAUCGUUUUACUCGUUUCCACGAUCGGUAUCAGUGCUUCAGGUUUUAAGAUUUUUCCAAGUUUGCUGUUGCUACCAUGUCCGAGCAAGUUUCGUUGAAACUCAUGGAAAAUAAAGAGAGCGACAAUGUUAUAUUUGCAGAGGCAGGACAAGACUUUGUGGGUGUUGCUACCAUGCCUGGGCAAGUUUCGUUGAAACUUGUAGUAAACAAAGAAACCAAUAAGGUGGUAUUUGCAGAGGCAGGUAAGGACUUUGUGGAUGUUCUCUUGAGCUUCUUAACAUUCCCUUUAGGAACCAUCGCCAGGCUUGUGCAAAAGGACUCAGAUGUCGGUCCAGUUCAAGUUGGUUGUCUAAGCUCACUCUAUGAAAGUGUGGCAAAUCUUGAAAAAGAGUGUCUCUGGACAGAGGCAUGCAAGGAAAUGCUAUUGCAGCCAAGGAACUCUUCAGAAGAUUAUUGCAGGAGUCUCAAACUUAACAUUGAUGACACUGAGCCCACAAAGCACUUCAUGUGUACGAGCAAUCUUGAUUGCGCAUAUAGCCAAUUGAGCACUUACCCAAAUGGAAGAUGUGCCUGUGGGUUUGCUAUGACCACUUUAGUUUUUGUUGAUGACAAAGUCUACAAAGGAUUUGUAAAUGGUGGUGCCACUUUUAUCGUUACAGAUGAUCUGGUUGUCCUUCCAAACACAAUGGAUACAGGUCUUAGUUUCUUUCAGAGUUGCGGAGUAAAAUGUUUGAGUUCAGUACAGACAAUUACAUUAACUGUCACCAAGAAAAAGGUAUUGGAUCUGCUCAAGUGUUCUUUAUUGUCCAAGUCAACUUUGACAGAUUUGUUCUUGGUAAAGAAACCAUUUCUCGAGAACUCAAGUUUUUCUCCUGCUGUUGUUGAAAACAGUAGUACUAUCCAAAUCAAAAUAAAGCUAGUUAUGAGAAAAUCAGAUGGGAAGAUAUUGUUUGCUGAAGGAGAAGAAGAUUUUGCUGACUUUCUUUUGAGUUUUCUCACUUUACCUCUGGGGGGAGUGGUGCGUAUGUUAGGAGGAUAUUCUUCAAUGGGCAGUGUUGAUGGGUUGUACAAGAGCAUAGCUGAUUUAAAUGAAAACAAAUAUUUGAUAUCAGAGAAAGUGAAGAAUAGGCUUGUUGAUCCUGGCCUUGCCCCGCAGUUCCAAACAAAAAUAGCCAACCAGAUGUUACCGAUUUGUGAACAAAUUUCAGAGUAUUAUUAUUGUUAUCCGUUUGAUCAUUAUACAGAAUUUAUUUUUCGCAAUCAAUUCUAUAAAACUGAUUAUUAUGAAUAUGAGAAUUAUGAGAAGUUUGAACGUUAUACACGGUUGGUGUUAGUAGAUCCUAAGUCAUCUGAAGGAAGCAUUGAAGGUAAUGGCUAUGCCAAGGGACCAGCAAUGUUUAUGGCUACUGAUGACUUGGUUGUCGCACCUAUGUCUCCAAUUUCGGGUUUAUCUUUACUCAGCCGUUUAAAUAUACCUCUUAGUGACUUGAAGGAAAAAGUUGUUGUCAUUGGCAUUAAGGAGGGUUUUAACAUAUUGAAAGCAUCUUUAAUCUCAAGAUCAGCUCUAACAAAUGGUCUCAGCCACUUGCUUACUGAUGUUAAGGAGGAGCAAUAAUAUAUCGUCAACACUGCUGUGUUUAAGAGACAUCAUAUCUAUCUUUAGGGGAAUUUGGUUUGUAAUUGAAAUGAAAGUUCUUUUUGAAGUAGUUGAAUGUGACUCUUCUUUUAGUAUUUAUAGAGCACUAGGAAUUAAGAAUGAAUUUCGGACACCCAUUACUAAAAAAAUCCUAUUUUACGACGCACAUUCUACGUCGGUCUUAUAUAACCCCACGUAGUAGUGCACAUGGUGACAUUUACGUAAAUAUAUAAGUUUUUUAUGUGGUGCAUUUCGUAUACAAUGAUGUUUCAUUUGAACCCCACCUUUGUAGCUUUGGUGGAACUUAUCUAAGACGGUGCAUUUAUAGACACUGUCGUAGAAAUAGUUAGAUACAAAGACGGUGUUACUCAUACACCGUCAUUAAUUUUGUACUUUAUAUACUCCUGUUUCGCGGUGAUUGAACACUCUCGUGUCCUCCAAAAACCUAUAGCGCGUUGUUGCCUGAACUCAUCCCACCGUCGACUCCGUCAUGCCCACCCUCACAUUGCGUUUCCCUGACCUCCGCAAAAGGAAGCUGAAGUCGACUCCCUAGCUAUUGUUCCCACCACCGCCACGUAGCCGAAGUCGUGCCCUUUGGAGUGGUGUCGCCACCUUGCUAGUGUGAAGAGGAACUUAGAUCAAUUGGAAGAGUUACUCAAGAAGGUUAAAUUGAAGACCAUAAGGACUGAACCACCUUCUGAAUCUAUUGCUGGCAUAAGUUGGAUGGAAACAGUCAUGUAAUAUAUGCAGAGGAAGAAGCAGCUGGAACUCGCCUUCUAAUAGAUGGAAGGACUUGCUUGCUUCAGAUGGCAGUCAUGUUGAUGCUGACACACCGUAUGCUGAAGUUGAGGUCAUGAAAAUGUGCAUGCCUCUUCUUUCGCCUGCAUCUGGGAUUAUUCAUUUCAAAAUGUCUGAAGGUCAAGCAAUGCAGGCUGGUGAACUUAUAGCAAGGCUUCAUCUGGAUGAUCCUUCAGCUGUAAGAAAGGCAGAACCCUUCACUGGGAGCUUCCCAGUUCUGGGACCUCCUACUGCAAUUUCUGGUAAAGUUCAUCAGAAAUGCGCUGCAAGCUUAAAUGCCGCACGGAUGAUUCUUUCUGGGUAUGACCACAAUAUUGAUGAAGGAAUCAAGAGUAAAAAUAAGUUGAUCUUGCAACUGAUGGAUAAAUUGGUAUAACCCAAAUUACACUUUAUGUUUAUUUUUCCCAUAUAGUUUAUUUUAGUUUAUUUCCUAAUAUAAUUAUACUUUCUGCGUGAAUGGUAUAACCCAAAUUUUGUGAGCAGGGGAACUAGAACAACGACGGUCGUUACGAGACCCGUCUUUAUAGUGUUCUCCAACAACGACGGUCGUUCCACGACACGUCUUUAUAGCUUCCUUCAACAACAACGGGUGUACAUGACCCCGACGUUGAAAUUUUAAAAAGCGACAACGGGUGCAACUUCCACCCCGUCUUUAUAGCUUUCUGAAACAACGAUGGACCCCUUUGAUACCCGACAUUGAAAUGGAUCCGAACAACAACGGUGCUCCGGUAAGUGCGUUGUUGACUUAUGUUAUAUAACGACUAUUGUUAAUUGCGCACUGACGUUGUUUUCUGACAUUACAAAGACAAUGGUGGGGCUGACCGGUGUCGUUGUUGUCGACUUACAACGACAUCUGUAACAAAGACGGUGGGGGGCCCGACGUAGAUAACUUACUUUGACCGAUGUAGAAUCUGCUUUUUGUAGUUGCGACCUUUCGGUUUUGCUAUGUAAAUCAUAUUUAGCUCAAGUCUCAAUAUGUUCAAAAACUAUUUCUUAAUUACGUUGUGUUGUGAAUGACUUGGGUAACUUCAUCAAGUCCACGUUUGUUGUUGUUAAAGAUUUAUCUGUUUUAUAAUUA
Glycine soja is the source of this 3617-nucleotide messenger RNA. RefSeq lists its product as uncharacterized. Lineage: Eukaryota; Viridiplantae; Streptophyta; Magnoliopsida; Fabales; Fabaceae. The transcript has 9 exons. The coding region runs from base 182 to 1720 and encodes 512 amino acids. The record is from RefSeq and is a predicted model, not a curated record.